AUAUAUGGGGCGGCGCGGCGAGCAGCGCCGGCAGAGGCGGCCGCGGCGGUAGCUGGGGGGGCUGGUGGGCUUCGACGGUGCGGUUGCCGCUGCCACGGUCGUCGCGCGGCCCUGUGAGAGCCCCCCCACCCCCCUCUCCUGCAGCGUCCCCGGCGGGCGGCCCCGCCGGCGAAGCGGCCGCGGCGCCCGCCGCGUUGCGGGGGGCGGGCGGUGCGUGCGCCGCUGCCCGAGGUCGCGGGCGGCGGAGGGGGCGGUCUGCUGCCUGCCUGCCUCCUUCGCUCGCUCCCUCCCUCCCUGCGGCACCAUGAAAGCCGUGAGUCCCGUCCGGCACCCGAGCCGCAAGGCGCAGCCCGGCGGGGCGGGCGGCGGCGGGGGGCACCCGGCGCUGCGGUGCCUGGCCGAACACAGCGGCUGCAAGGGGGGCCCGCCGUCGGGCGAGGAGCCGGCGGCGCUGUGCCUGCAGUGCGAUAUGAAUGACUGUUACAGCCGGCUGAGGAAGCUGGUGCCCACCAUCCCGCCCAACAAGCGGGUCAGCAAAGUGGAGAUCCUGCAGCAUGUCAUCGACUACAUCCUCGACCUGCAGCUGGCUCUGGAGACGCACCCGGCGCUGCUCCGGCAGCAGCCGCCGCCGCCGCCCGCGCUGCACCCGGGCACCUGCCCCGCCGGCACCGCCAGGACCCCGCUGACAGCCCUCAACACCGACCCGGUAAGAGGCUGGCUCCGUUAACAAGCCGGGGGACAGCAUCCUCUGCCGCUGAGCGCCGCUCCCCAGGUGCGCGGCCGCGCCGCGCCGCCGCUGAGGGGCACCGCGGGGGGCGGCCGCCCGCCGCCCCCGGACCUGCCCCCGUGCCGCACCCGAGGGAGCCCGCCCGUCACCGUUUUGCACGUCCGUAGCGUUAUUUUAUUAUUAUUAUUUUUUUUUUUAAAAAAAACCGUCUCUUCUCUCCGUUUCCUAUCCGCUGUGACUUGUGUGUGCCGUUGUCGGUGGGAGGAGGUGGUCAGACGUGCGCGGAGGAGUUGCCGCUUUUGCUGCGGGAUAGAAGAUACGGCGUAACCCAGACUUUAGACGUGUUAACUGUAAGGGACCGAGCAGCUGCGUUUUGAAGCUUUACUAAUCUACCAGAGCAUUGUAGAUAUAUUCCACAUCUAUUGUUUAAAAUAGAUGGUUUUAUUGGGGCCCAGGGAACUUUCUUCUCCCUGCAGGAAUGUUACAUAUUGUAUAGAUAAAUGAGUGACAUUUCAUACUGUGUAUAUAUAGAGAUGUUCUAUAAGUGUGAGAAAAGUAUAUGCUUUAAUAGACUACUGUAAUUAUAAAAUAUUUUUAAUUAAAUAUUUUUUGUAAAUAUUAUAAAGGUGUGUGGUUUUUUUUAAUCUGUGGGGAUAUCUCUUUAGAAAACUACUUGCAGCUCAAGUAUGGAGCUGCUAAUAUGAAAAUAUCUUGAAUGUUGAGGGAUUUUUUUUCUGAUUUCUUUUUUUUGUCCCCAAAUGUCCUUUAGACUCGGAAGUUACAGCUAUAACUAGUGGUCCUGCAUGAUUGCAUGAGAUGUCUAAUUGCAAAUAAACUUGUUCUGAGUCCAUACAAAUGUGUUUUCUUCAAUCUAGAUUUAAAAUGUUUGUAAAUGUAUUAUACAUUUUGAGACUACACUUUUGUCAUUUAGGCACAGGGGUUUUUAGUGCAUUCUAUAAGAGUAGCAUUAAGAUGUGGUUUUUUAACUGAAAAUAGAAAAACAGAUUCUAUCUACUUUUUGCAUAACGGGGCAAUGCUUUAGAUCUUUAAUCAGCUUUUUUAAAAUCUGCUGUUGCAUCAAAUCAAGGAAUUUGUUGUGAACUUCACUUAGCACCAAAAGGUUUUAUUGCAAACUUGCAUUCCUAUAGCCUAUUAAUUGCUUAAAAAAUGAAAACAGUUCUCUGCUUGCAACCAAAGGGCAAACCAUUAACGAAAACAGUUAGUCUCCUUCGUCCAAAGAGUAUUAAUAUGGGACUGUGGAAAAGCACAUGGGCAAAGUCAUUACGAUCAGUGAUGUAAAUCCAUCUUAAAAUGAACUUAAGUAGACCAAAAAUCAGAUAACUGCGUCAAGAUUAUUUUUCUAGUGCAAAAUGACUUUCAUUUCACUGCAGCUAUGUUAGUUAAAAUCCUGUUUAAUCUCUGUGAUGUGUAACUACUACAUGUGAACAUUAAACUAGAUUUACCUGUCUUUAA
Dromaius novaehollandiae (emu) is the source of this 2200-nucleotide messenger RNA. RefSeq names its product inhibitor of DNA binding 4 (gene ID4). Gene Ontology annotation, cellular component: cytoplasm; nucleus. Gene Ontology annotation, biological process: negative regulation of transcription by RNA polymerase II; cell differentiation; circadian regulation of gene expression. The transcript is spliced from 3 exons. The record is from RefSeq and is a predicted model, not a curated record. Gene Ontology annotation, molecular function: transcription regulator activity; protein dimerization activity. Lineage: Eukaryota; Metazoa; Chordata; Aves; Casuariiformes; Dromaiidae. The coding region runs from base 305 to 727 and encodes 140 amino acids.